AUCCUAGGAAGGAAUAAUAGAUAUAUUUGAACAGAUAAUGUUUAUUGAGAGGUGAUGACGUGGAUUUUUCUGGACCUACCAUAGUUAAUGAUUCAGUUUGCUUUGUAAUACAUAUGAAAAGUCCUUAACCUAGACUGUGUGUGCAAUGUAUUUGCAGCAAAGUUCACAGUGAGAAUAGUUGACUCCUUUCCGACUCUAAUAUAUGAUCAUUGCAACAAUUAUAUUUUCUCCAAGCAAGCUAUCCAACUUUGACUCAGAUCGACUUAACAUGGAAUAAUUCUUCAAAAUGUCAGGUGUAGUCCCCACAGCUCCUGAACAACCAGCUAGUGAAAUGGAAAAGCAAAUAAAGUCACAAGAUCCAAGACCUGAUGCCCCUCCUGGCUACAAUUCCCAUUUUGUUCCAGGGCCCCCUAGACCAGCUGUCUUUCCAUCAGCAGGCUGUCAAGGAGGCUUGCCUAUGGGAUACUACAGUCCACAACAGCCCAGCACCUUCCCUCUGUAUCAGCCAAGUGGUGGUAUCCAGACUAUUCAGUAUCAGCCUGGAAAAUAUCCUUUGCCAAAUCAGUGUGCCCCAAUAACAUGGAUGCCAGCGCCGACUCCUAGGCCAGACUGCCCACCUGGUCUGGAAUAUUUAGCUCAGUUGGACAACAUACAUGUUCUCCAGCAUUUUGAGCCUCUGGAAAUGAUAACAGGCUUUGAAACUAAUAAUAGAUAUGAUGUUAAAAACAACUCAGACCAGAUGGUUUACAUUGUAAAUGAAGAUAUGGAAGACUUCACCAGGAAUGCUUAUCGGACACUGAGACCCUUCGUCCUCCGGGUCACUGACUGUAUGGGCAGAGAAAUUAUGACAAUCCAGAGGCCCUUCAGGUGCACCUGCUGUUGCUUCUGUUGUCCCUCAGCCAGGCAAGAGCUGGAGGUACAGUGUCCUCCUGGCGUAACCAUUGGCUAUGUUGCAGAGCACUGGAACCUGUGCAGGGCCGUUUACAGCAUCCAAAAUGAGAAGAAAGAGAGUGUGAUGAGAGUGCUUGGGCCGUGCUCAACCUAUGGCUGUGGUUCGGAUUCUGUUUUUGAGAUCCAGUCCCUCGAUGGUGUGUUUAACAUCGGUAAUAUUAUUAGGAAGUGGAAUGGUCUGUUGUCGGCCAUGGCAGAUGCCGACCACUUUGACAUUCACUUCCCGUUAGACCUGGAUGUGAAGAUGAAAGCCAUGAUCUUUGGAGCCUGCUUCCUCAUUGACUUCAUGUAUUUUGAAAGAUCUCCAGAACAAAAUUCAGGAAGCCAGAGGGACACAGCAAAUCAACAAUGAAUGGUUAAUUUAAAAAAUUUUUAAAAACUGGAUUGGACUUACAGUCAACCCUCAAGUUAUUUGCAAGUAUAUUUCUCUGCUUUGCAGAUUUUUUUAUAGGAUGUUGGCUUUGACAAGUAGGCUGAGAGUAUGGGUGCAACAACACAAAAUAAAUGUGUGUUUCAAUUGAGGAUCUGUCUACUUGGUAGACAGGAGUUCACCCUGAAAAAGCGCUAACUCAUUAACCAAGUACACAGAGACACAAUAGGCUUGAAAACACUGUAAACAUGAGAUAAGGGAAAAUGCGUUCCAGAGCUCUUACGUUCCUAGGUAGUGAAAAAGUUGGCUUUGGGGAGCCUUCUUGUUGGAAUAGAGGAAUGUGGUUUCCAUCUCCAGCCUUCUCCUACCCUCUCCUGUCUGUCAGCAUGGCCUGUCACUGAAGACAGACUUGAUUCCAGAUGAGGACAAUGAUACUCUUCGUCUUUAAAAAACAAAAGGAAGGAAGACAGAAAUAUUCUUUUUGUUGUACAAGGACGAUUUUACUUGCACUCGUAUAUCAAAACCUCCUUUUGCAAAGCUUAUAAACUUUGAUUCUAUUACAAAAUCAAACGUAUUAUUUUUUAUCAUAAGAUGUAUAGGUUCCAUGCCUAUUGCCUCAUUCAUUAUCAAGGACAAUCAGGAGCUGUUUAUAUAUGAUAACAGGAUCAGACUAUCAGGAGAAGAGCUGACCGUAGUCAAACAAAAUCUCUGAGCAAUUAGGGACCUCAGGGCUCUUACAAGAAGCUUGCAUUUAAUACGUUUAACCUCUCUGGGUCACUGAUGCCUUAAGUAUAAAUUAAGAAGUUUGGCCUGCUCUCUGAGACUGCCUGUGACUUCUUUGUCUCUCAUUUGAUGUGACACAGAGAAGGAGAUACGUUUGUAUUUUUCAAGAAGAUCCUUGAUAAUUACUGUGCUGUUCUAAGGGCAAGAGUCGGAGUUUUGUUUUCAAAUGUUUUAAUGUGACGUCCUGUGUAGCACUUUAUAAAAGUGAAAACUACAAAUUCUCACGUGGCUUAAUAUUGCUUCACUGCUUUUUGUUUACAUGAUAGAUAAAUCUGUAUCUUUCCCAAGAACAAAAUGAAAUGGAGCAGUCAUGCUGUUUCUCUGUGAUCCACAGCUUAUCAGUAAAGAUUAUAUAGGAUCUAUACGGUGACAGAUAACCAUAUCAAUUGUACUUGUUUGUAUUAACUACAAGCAUAGUGUAUAAAUGAAUAUAUUCUAAGUAACUUACCUUUAUUGCACUUUAGCUACCUAUCUGGACAUGGACUGUAUUCUUUCAACACAGCCAAUACGUGGAAUAGAAAUACAUUCUUCUGCUCGGUAUUAAAUUAAAAAAAGCCUGAGUAUUCUGUACUGUGGUUUUUCUGAGAUGGGGGCCUUAGCCCACAAUUCGUUUUUAAGUAAAAGAAAGAUGCCUCAUUUUUGAGUUAUAUUCAAACUUUCAUGGUAAAAGUUUCUUGUAAUGUUAAUUUUUAUAUGCUACUAAAAAAAAAUUUAAAGCCGUUGCUUUCUAAAAUAGUAAUUCUUCUGCCUUAUAUUUGGAAAUGCAGUUGCAAUCUUGAACAGACACAUAGAUUGUUUCCUGUAAUGAUGUAUGACAUUUUAUAUAGAAAAUAAGACAAUAAGUAUUCAAAAAUUUUAGCUAUAUAAACGUUUCAUUUUUACUUACCUGCAUUCCGGAGAUUCAAAGACCUGCUGCAGAAUACUAAGAAUAUAUAUAUUUAGCACAAGAUGUAACGUUUUGAAUUUCUGCUUAAAGUUUUUGUGGUGUUAACAUGUCUUUUGCAGUGACAUUUUUCUAUUUCUUUAAAAAAAAAAUACCAUGUAGCAUAUAUUUUUAUACUGUACUUCAUAUUAUAAUUCCAGUAUUUCUUAAUGGUAUUUCAGUGGGUGGAA
Messenger RNA from Trichechus manatus latirostris (Florida manatee), 3217 nucleotides. It is a transcript of the gene PLSCR4, whose product is annotated as phospholipid scramblase 4. The transcript has 9 exons. Gene Ontology annotation, molecular function: phospholipid scramblase activity. Gene Ontology annotation, cellular component: plasma membrane. NCBI's taxonomy places the organism in Eukaryota, Metazoa, Chordata, Mammalia, Sirenia, Trichechidae. The coding region runs from base 287 to 1303 and encodes 338 amino acids. The record is from RefSeq and is a predicted model, not a curated record. Gene Ontology annotation, biological process: plasma membrane phospholipid scrambling.